Aspergillus oryzae RIB40 is the source of this 3303-nucleotide messenger RNA. RefSeq lists its product as uncharacterized. The transcript has 7 exons. NCBI's taxonomy places the organism in Eukaryota, Fungi, Ascomycota, Eurotiomycetes, Eurotiales, Aspergillaceae. The coding region runs from base 1 to 3303 and encodes 1100 amino acids. The record is from RefSeq and is a predicted model, not a curated record.
AUGAAAACUGAACGUACUGUUAUCCUCCCCUGGCUUCUAUCAGCGAGCCUGGCCCUUGCUCAAACCUUUGUUCCUAGGGCUGGGCCCGAUCCUGCACUCGGCCAGGCAGAAUACGACCGAUUCUGCCCCAGCCAAAAUGGCACUAUAAAGACGCUUUCACCCAGCUCCAGUGUCGUAGUGCACUGUGACGCUAUACCACGGCUACCGGUGUUGGGCGACCGCGAAUGGACAGCAUCAAUGGAAGACUGUGGUCUUUGGUGUGAGAACAUGGGUACUGCUUGUAUGGCCAGCUUUUGGGACCCGAGAGACGGGGCAUGCUACUGGUCUGGGGCUCAAGCUGUCGAACCGAGGACUAAGUAUGUGUCAUUGGUUCAAAUGACAUCCCUGGACUCUUGUGAUAAGGAAAAGGAGCAGUGUUUCAAAGCCAAGGCCCAGUGUCUUAAUGAUAAGGCAGCAUGUUUGAAAGCCAAAGGGGAGUGCGAGAAGCGAGAACAAACAUGUUUAAGAGACAAAAAGAACUGCGAAGGGAGAGAACAAACAUGUUUAAGAGACAAAAAGAACUGCGAGGCCAGAGAAGCAAGCUUGAGGCGAGAUUUACAAGCACGUAACAGGGAAAUAGCGAGGUUCAGGGAGCGGACUCCUUGCAAUGCCGUCCAUGGCCAAGGCCGGAUUGUUGGCAACCGGAUAUUCAAAAUUUUGUGUAAUCAUCAAUGGUUGAAACCUCACGAAUUUGCCACACACCACAGUGGUCACGAGACGCUCUCGAAUCGCCGGAAAAGACAACAUAUUUACGGCGAAUAUUUGCAAAUGCCCCUCGUGGAUACUGUGCUUUGCAAUUGGAAUUAUCGUAUUGGUAAACUCUGUUGCUCGUAUUUGUUGUCGAUCAUUGGGCUAGCGGUUUGGCAGGCAGCAAGUCCUUACAAAAGGCUCUUCUGUGCUACAAAUCUUCUCCAUGACACACAAGUCGGUAUUACCCUCCCACUAGGUAUAGCCUACAUCCUGAGCUGGCAGCUCCCCAAGGAGAAUAAUGCCAUUACCUGGUCUGUAGGCACGCGCGUCCUCCAAGCAACCACAUGGCCAUCCCUCAUAGGAGCAGACAGUACUGCGUCGAAGCGAGUCAGUUGGCUUGUGUUCUGCCUUGGGUGGGCGAUCACCGUUGGCCAUGUGCUCGUCAGUAUUGCCGGUAUCAUUACCCCCCUUGGACUUCACGAUCGAAUCAAGCCCGCCGCGUCUACCUCGGUGCCCUUUGUCUAUGUGCCAGAUCGGUCGCCUUACGGCCUAGGAACUCCACCUCGCCCCGACGCACCAUUUUCACGAAGUUGUGGGGGAUCGGGCUGGGUUGUUUGUCCUGGAUCCAACGGGACCGAUGCGUACUUCCUCGUCAACAAGACGAUCCAUGAUAUCAUCCCCAAUAAUGGCACCUAUUCCGCCCGACUUCCCUACAACCUGACACAGAUCUUCUCGAGCGCUACCUCGGGGACGAACAAUACGGUAUCCGGGCCCUUUGACAUCCAAUACCGACAGGUAUUCCCGACAGCCAUGACGCAAGUGGAUAAUGGCGAGCCAUAUAUAGUUGGCUCAUACCGGGUGAUGGAUAGCCUUAUCCUACACGAUAAGAUCGAAGCGAUCGAGGGACUCAUCGUCGACAGUACCAGGGGCGGACUGGGAUAUCGCAACCACACAGUGCCGGCGAAUCUUCCGACGGGGGGACGCUGGACGGAGGAUAUCACUUGGCUGCAGCCACUGAUAGAAUGUGUGAACACCAAUCUCAGCAUACGAUACACGCUAAACUACACGGAUUAUAAUGGCAACAGAGUUGAAUCGCACAACGUGCGCCUCAAAGACAACGGCGGGUUCUUCAACCUUCCGCUUAAGGGUCCAAGGUACAAUAUAACCGAUAUACAGGCAAACCCUGACCUGCAUACUCGAGCAACACAGCUGGCGUUUUUUCAUAACAACAUGUUAAUGUGGGCAUUGGGGCUCGCUAGCUCUAAUAUUAGCGGUCCUCGCAAUGUUACAUCGAGGACGGAAUACCCUCUGGUCAUAAACGGGACCACAUCUGGUGACCAACACAAUGCCUACAGGCCGGACUCGAUCCAGAUCCCUGGGAGCGACGGCCUAUUCAUAAAUUCGGACCUUAAUACCACGAAUGACUUGUGGAGCUUCCAAGACACGACUCUGAUGUGUCGCGGAUUGCUUUCUCAGUACACCUUGGACCCUCUUGAUAAUGCCACAGUGGGCAUUGACUGUGGACUGCUCCAGGCCGCGCCGCGACGGUUAGAUGGUGCGGAUCCUCGUGUCUAUGACGCAGGCUCGGAGUGGGAGCAGGAUAUGUAUAUGUGCGCGAGUGCUGUCGAGGCAUCGAUCAAAACCGUGGAGUUUACUCUUAAUGGAACCUCCACGCUGGAGGAUCUUACUGUGUCCAGCGUGAAAGAUAAGGUCUACAAAUCGCAGGAUGCGCAGCCUUUAUGGGCGAUUGAGAUCACCGGACAGCCAAACACGGUGGCUGCUCCUCUGUGGGGUCUUAUUAGCCACGAAUAUGCAGCUGCGGAGAACCUCAUUACCAUAAAAUCGGAGAAGCUCCUCCUUCCACCGUCAUACCCAUACAGCGCCACCGUUGUCAACGCAAGGGACAGUCUGGCUGCCAGCUAUGCUCCCAUGGCGGCCCAACAUGUAGCCCUCGGCGAGAGCUUUUUGGGGCAAAUCACCUCAAGGUGGACCCUGGAUGUGCCCAUCGCAGACUACACAGGAAAGUCCAAUUUUGCGCUGUCGCGACGCUGGCAGCAGCUAUCAGCCGGUGGUGAGCAGGGCGCUGCUACCAAUUUGAAGUUGAUCCUCACCGACAUCCUGGCAACGGCGACAAUCGGCUCGCAGACUCCUAUCGGUCUCAGUGGUAGCGACACCGGUCGUCUCGGAGGCUCACUGCCUUCUGGUGACAAAAUGGUCCGCAUUGAGCCUUUCCAGCGGAAGAUCGAGUACAAUCUUGCAUACGCCGUACCAGCGUUCAUCACGUUAGCCUUGUGGGUCGUCGUGCUAGUUGCCUUCUCCAUUGCGUUGAUCGGCUCCCGCUUCUCUUUUUCGAAACUGCGACAGCAGCUGAACUUGAGCUCCGUUGGGCGCCUGUACACAAAUUUGGUAUAUCCAGAUGUGUGCGAGGUUGGUGCGAAGACAGAGACCUGGAUCGAACAAGCUGGUGGGCUCAAGUUUCAACUGGAUCGUAAGGGUGAAAGCGAUCCCGAGGACCCGUCAGCUGAAUCUCAGCUCAUAGAAGAGCAACAGAGCCAUGAGACAUCGUCAGAAUAG